Macadamia integrifolia is the source of this 375-nucleotide messenger RNA. Its product is annotated as TIR-only protein-like. Lineage: Eukaryota; Viridiplantae; Streptophyta; Magnoliopsida; Proteales; Proteaceae. The coding region runs from base 1 to 375 and encodes 124 amino acids. Gene Ontology annotation, biological process: signal transduction. The transcript has 2 exons. The record is from RefSeq and is a predicted model, not a curated record.
AUGAAGCCCGGCGACAACCUCGACGAGGUCAUUGAGACUACUAUAUGGAACUGUAAGGUUGGGGUGGCCAUCUUCUCUCCGAAUCAUUGCACUUCUGAUUACUGUCUCCAUGAAUUGGCUCUGAUGAUGGAAUGCAAGAAGAAGGUAAUUCCCAUCUUCUAUGAUGUUAAGACCUCUGAUCUGGUGCUUGCUGUGGAUGAUGGAAGCUUUCCGGGCAAGCAGCUGCAUAGGUUCAGCGUGGCACUUAAGCUGGCCAAGGGCACGGUGGGCAUCUCGUUUGAUUCCUGCAAAGGGGAUUGGUCUGAUAUGCCGAAAAGAGUUUCAGACAGGGUAGUGGAAAUCUUGAAGGACUUGGAGGAUGAAGAAAAAUUUUAG